GUGGUAGAAGUGACCGAGAACAGGUGCAAAUUGACGUUGCAUAUUGUACUCUUGGGUUCACUCGUCCCAAUGCGUCUUCCCAUUGUUUCUCUCUUCGCAUUCGCACCAGCUGCCCUCGCCGCACUAGGCAAUGAUGCACCGCCGCGAGCAUUGACGUCGGCGCCGUCCAGUGUCGCCGAGUCGACGCUCACCGCGCCUCAAAGCACCUCGCUUCAUAUCCCCGUUACGACGCCUCCUUCGUCUUUUCUGACCAGUAUCAUUUCGCCUAAUAGCACCGUGGCUGCCAACAGUACAAGGACUAGCCGGACCCGUAAACCUCAUACUGAGCCUAUACCCAUCUUUUCGAGUCGAUGCGAUUGUCCCAAUCUAGCAACAGUCGCGUACCCUUGUUGGGCGACUGAUGCUCUACAGCGUUGCGAAUUCGAAGAACUUCACUCAUUUGUGUGUUGGACGAGCGCGGCACGCGGGUGCCCCACGCCUACACGGUCUUGCCGAUCGUUCUUCACACCGCAACCUGUAACAGGGCGACACCCAUGCGAUAUUGGGAUGGGCAAUCCACCUGAACCGACGGCUAUCAUGACAUCAACACUCGCGGACUUGACGAGUGCUACGCUUGAACCGACGGCAUAG
Molecule: messenger RNA, 630 nt
Organism: Periconia digitata
Lineage: Eukaryota; Fungi; Ascomycota; Dothideomycetes; Pleosporales; Periconiaceae
Source: the annotation of a GenBank genome assembly